Sporisorium graminicola is the source of this 1329-nucleotide messenger RNA. RefSeq lists its product as uncharacterized. NCBI's taxonomy places the organism in Eukaryota, Fungi, Basidiomycota, Ustilaginomycetes, Ustilaginales, Ustilaginaceae. The transcript has a single exon. Bases 1 to 1329 code for a protein of 442 amino acids. The record is from RefSeq and is a predicted model, not a curated record.
AUGCAGUGGAGAUCGACAUUGCCUCUGCUGCUGGCGACAGCAUUGAGCUUGUCUUCCAUCGCUCAUGCCUGGGACUGGCUUCCAGCUACCGACAACAAUCGCACGCUCGUCACCGACUUUCCAGUCAAGGCGACACCACCCGCGUCCGAUUCUGGCGUCAAGCUCAACGAGGCUCAGCUCGAAAGCCUCGAGAAUACGCCUUUUUACCUCUACAACUACAUCUCGACAGGCUAUAAUGCCACAAAGGUCCAGCGAGCCGUCAUCAUGCUUCACGGUCUCGGUCGCGAUGCUUGGGCGUAUUUUGACCUCACGCGCGAUUCGCUCCUCAAUGCCACCUCACGGACGGAGCGCAGUAGCCAUCGAUCACGUCUACGCUUCGACGAGGUUGUCAUCAUGGCUCCCGUGUUUAUGAAUCUCGAAGAUCCUGGAUGUUACCCUGUCGACGAUCAGAAGAACCCGACCUCGAAUGCGCUCGUCUGGAACUCGAGCAGCUGGGCGCAGGGGGCCGACUCUGUCUAUCCGAACAGCAUCUAUGAUGCAGAGGGUCAGCUCUUUCAGCCGCCCGGUGUGUCUUCGUUCGAGGCGCUCGACGCUGCUGUCGCUUGGUUCUCGGACAAGACGACCUUUCCGAACAUCAACACUAUUAUCGUUGCGGGUCACAGUCUAGGUGCGCAGAUGGCCCAACGCUAUGCGCUCAUUGGCAAGGUGCCGUCGGCUACAGUGCCUGUCCACUUUGUCGUUGCCAAUCCGGGAUCGUAUGCAUACUUGUCCGAAUGGCGUCCCAGGUCGUACGAGAAAUGCGCCGAUACGUUCAACAAUUGGAAGUUUGGCCUCAACGCAUACUCGCAGUCGUAUCUAUCCGACUUUAUCGCCGGCUCAUUGGAUUCUACAAAUGACGUGGUGAGCGUCGUACAGCGAUACCGCCGGCGUAUAGUUUCGUAUCUCUAUGGGUUGGAUGAUCAUGGGCUAGGCGAUACGGGGUGUGAAGCGCUCGCGCAGGGCACUACGCAUCUGGGGAGGGGUCGUAAUUUCAUUCGGCAUCUGUCUAACCUAGAUGGCGGCUUUCCGGCAGCGCAUUCGGUCAACUAUGUGCCCGGCGUGGCGCAUGAUGGACUGGGCAUGUUUAGCAGUAAGCCUGGUUUGGAGAGGCUGUUUUACAUUAAUCUAAAUGGUACGGAGGUGCCUACGGCGGUGGGGGACGAUGAUUCCAGCGUUACGCAGUGGGCGAAUCAGAAGCUUCAGAGUAAUUCUGCAGCGGUGAGGGUUGAGGUGGCUUGGGUGGUGAUGGCUGUUGCGGUGGUGGUGGUUGGGCAGCUGGUUGUUGGGUGA